This is a messenger RNA of Ilyonectria robusta, 717 nucleotides long. RefSeq lists its product as uncharacterized. The record is from RefSeq and is a predicted model, not a curated record. The transcript has a single exon. The coding region runs from base 82 to 543 and encodes 153 amino acids. Lineage: Eukaryota; Fungi; Ascomycota; Sordariomycetes; Hypocreales; Nectriaceae.
GAGGGAAUGAGAUGAAGAUUCCUGGCCAGGGAGGGAUGCACUCUGGGAAGAAAAGGGUACAGGGCUAGAACCAAGUGGGUGAUGAAUGGUGGAAACGGGCAUUGGCGUUGCCGCGGGACCCGCUCUAUCAAAAUGACGCUGGAGCUGUCCCCAACAUGGAGAUUAAGAACCCAGGUUGGUGGGCGCCCACAUGUCCGUCUAGCUCUGCCUUUGAGCUGGGAUCCCGGCGGACGCCAAGGGAAGACGAUCGGUCAGGAAAUGAAGCCCCAUCGGAAGGGCCGGUGCGGGAGUCUAAGAGCCAGCAAAGGCCAGCAGAAGAUCAGCGAGACGGCCGGGGCACCGGCGGCUCAUCUGUUGAAGCCCGGUGGGAGCCUCCUACGACGGGGGCGGGCACGACAACGGCAAGCCUCUUCUGCUGGGAGUAUUGAGAGCCACGAAGAGGAUGACGAAGACAUCUCGAGCAGCAAGGAUAGACUGGGUCGAGUUACACCAGCAGCAAGACACGGGACGGCAGGCGUUCGGGACUGGGAUUCCCGCAGCUAGACGAGAGAAGGCCAGAAAGGACAAUCGCCGCUUAGGGUUGGCGGCCGAUUGGAGACGCUGGUGGUCGACGAUUAGGUCCCGUUUGUCCCAAACAAGCAAGAUAACUGAUUCUGAGGUUGCAUCAGGUAUCGUAUUCUAGACGACAAAUGUCGGUCGUGAUUUACCACAGUGAUG